UUUCGGUCCUCUCACUUCGGCCAUCCGUCGCCGCCGCUGCCCACGCCGCUGCAGCCGUCGCCGCACGCCGCCCAGCCCGCCUCCGCAUAUAUGAGACUGGCCCGCUCCAGCCUCCUCGCCGCCGCCGCAGCCAGCGUCGCGCCGUCGCUGGCGCCCGGCGAAACCGCCGCUGCGCCAGUCGCUUCCUCCUCCUCCAUAUCGCUGCCUCUCGAGAGGAUGGGAGGAGGCGUCCUGACCACGGGUGCCUUCAUCGACGGCGAGCGCUUCCGACUGAUUGUCGACACCGGCUCGCCCUACCUUGUCGUGCCGCUCGAGGAAAAGUGCGCCGCGCAGUCGCCUCGGCUCUCCUAUUACGGGUGCGCCUCGCCUGGUCGGUUCCGCGCCGCGGGCUUCCCGCCCACCUCCGAGCAGUACGGGGCGCUGCCCGGCCGGGUCCGCUGGCUGAAAGGCGGCGUGCGCUUUGGAGACGCGCAGCCCGAACGCGAGUACGCCGCCGUCUUUGGCGCCGCCGACCGCGCGGUGAUGAGCCAGAGUGGAGGUGCGCUGCUCGGGCUGAUCCGGCAGGUGAGCACGCAGCCGGGCAGCACCAUCCCGAGGGAGGACCUGCGGCCGACCGCGCUCGCUCAGCUCGGCGUCUCCUCCUUUAGCCUCGACGCGCCCCGGCGCAGACUCACCCUCUCGAGCGAGCCGCUCCUCGGCGAGAAGGAGGAUGCGCUGCAGCUGGUCGACCCGCGCCCCUUUGGCGACGGAGUAGAGCACGUCUGCAUCCGCGUCGAAGGCGACGCAGUCGCAGUCAACGGAGCGACGCGGGUGGCGCGCCGCCCCGUGCUGUGCGUCUUGGACAGCGGCCUCAGCGGCUGCGUCCUCUCGCAAUCGCUCGCGGACGAGCUCGGCCUCGGAGGCGGGCCGCUCGAGUCGCUCGAGGUGGCGGUCCGGACGGAGAGCGGCCGGAGGGUCGUCCUCGGCUCGAGCCGGCGGCAGUCGAGCCUCUUCUACGCGCAGCAGAUCCCCCUCAACUGGUUCAGCGACCGCAGCAACGGGCCGCACGUCGUCGCGCUCGGGCAGUGUGUGCUGCAGGGAGGCGCACUGACUGUCGACGGCGCGACGAGGAGAGCAACGUGGGCCCCCGCGUAGCAGUAAGCAUAGUCCUUUCUUGCUGAGGUUGAUGCUGUUGUUGUUCGCGCCUCUUUCGGUCACUCACGGUGUAAAUAAAUAAAUAAAACGGUCAAACUCUG
Emiliania huxleyi CCMP1516 is the source of this 1235-nucleotide messenger RNA. RefSeq lists its product as hypothetical. The transcript has 3 exons. Lineage: Eukaryota; Haptophyta; Isochrysidales; Noelaerhabdaceae. The record is from RefSeq and is a predicted model, not a curated record. Gene Ontology annotation, molecular function: aspartic-type endopeptidase activity. Gene Ontology annotation, biological process: proteolysis. The coding region runs from base 91 to 1134 and encodes 347 amino acids.